This is a messenger RNA of Penicillium malachiteum, 1527 nucleotides long. RefSeq names its product glycosyltransferase family 20 protein. Gene Ontology annotation, molecular function: alpha,alpha-trehalose-phosphate synthase (UDP-forming) activity. Gene Ontology annotation, cellular component: alpha,alpha-trehalose-phosphate synthase complex (UDP-forming); cytosol. The coding region runs from base 1 to 1527 and encodes 508 amino acids. NCBI's taxonomy places the organism in Eukaryota, Fungi, Ascomycota, Eurotiomycetes, Eurotiales, Aspergillaceae. The transcript is spliced from 5 exons. Gene Ontology annotation, biological process: cellular response to heat; trehalose biosynthetic process. The record is from RefSeq and is a predicted model, not a curated record.
AUGCCAUCCCUAGAAGAACCAAAGAACGAAGCUCGAUUGCUAUUGGUCUCGAACCGCCUGCCGAUCACCAUCAAACGAUCCGAAGAUGGCAAAUAUGAUUUCUCCAUGUCAUCAGGUGGCUUGGUAAGCGGCCUGAGUGGCCUGUCCAAGUCUACUACAUUUCAGUGGUACGGCUGGCCCGGAUUAGAGGUCCCCGAACCGGAGAUCCCGGUAGUCAAGCAACGCUUGAAGGAGGAGUACGGCGCGGUACCCGUUUUCAUUGAUGAUGAUCUGGCUGAUCGCCACUAUAAUGGAUUUUCGAAUUCCAUUCUCUGGCCACUAUUUCACUACCACCCCGGUGAGAUCACCUUCGAUGAGUCCGCAUGGGAAGCCUACAAGGAGGCGAACCGCUUGUUCGCCAAGGCGAUCUCAAAGGAGGUCCAGGAUGGCGACCUGAUCUGGGUCCACGAUUACCAUCUUAUGCUCCUGCCAGAGAUGCUCCGGGAAGAGAUUGGUGAUAGCAAGAAGAACGUGAAGAUUGGAUUCUUCCUGCAUACGCCAUUCCCCAGCAGUGAGAUCUACCGAAUCCUCCCGGUGCGCAACGAGCUCCUCCUGGGAGUUUUACAUUGCGAUCUUAUUGGCUUUCACACCUACGACUAUACUCGCCACUUCCUGAGCAGUUGUUCGCGUUUGCUGGGCCUGGCCACAACGCCAAAUGGGAUCGAGUUCCAGGGCAAGAUUAUCACUUGCGGAGCCUUCCCCAUUGGUAUUGACCCGGAGAAAUUCAAGGAGGGACUGAAGAAGGAGAAAGUCCAGAAACGAAUUGCUAUGCUGGAGCAGAAGUUCCAGGGUGUCAAGCUUAUGGUCGGUGUUGACCGUCUGGAUUAUAUCAAGGGUGUGCCCCAAAAGCUUCACGCCCUGGAAGUCUUCCUCAGCGACCACCCAGAAUGGGUUGGAAAGGUAGUUCUGGUCCAAGUAGCUGUUCCGAGUCGCCAGGAUGUGGAAGAGUACCAGAACCUGCGAGCUGUAGUGAACGAGCUGGUGGGACGUAUCAAUGGCAAAUUUGGAACUGUGGAGUUCAUGCCAAUUCAUUUCCUCCACAAGUCCGUCAACUUCGAUGAGCUCAUUGCUUUGUAUGCUGUCUCCGAUGCUUGUAUUGUUUCUUCUACACGUGAUGGAAUGAAUCUCGUCGCCUACGAGUAUAUCGCGACACAGCAGAAGCGUCACGGUGUCUUGGUCCUCUCCGAGUUUGCCGGUGCUGCUCAAAGUCUGAACGGGAGUAUCAUCGUGAACCCCUGGAAUACGGAAGAGUUGGCCGGAGCUUACCAAGAAGCGGUUACUAUGAGUGACGAGCAACGUGCUCUAAAUUUCACCAAACUCGACAAAUAUGUCUCCAAGUAUACCAGUGCAUUCUGGGGCCAGUCAUUUGUCACCGAGCUCACCCGGAUAUCAGCUCACUCAGCUGAUAAAUUCCAAGCCAAGAAGCUGGCUGUUGCCGAGAACGGUGAAAGCGAAGCCCCAACUGAGCAGCCCACUGAGGCUGCUUAG